AAAACAUUCACGUAUAGACUUCGGCAUUACGAGUACACGUUUCGAGUAGUACAAAGUCUUCUGAAAAUCUUUUGUUGUGUAAGUAUUUAUUGAAAUUCGACUUUCUGAAAGUGUUUAUUGAUUCUGAAGUUGGUGAGACACAGUUUAAAAGUACAAGUGUUAACAUUUUGUGGAAAUCUGCAAUUAUGUAUAGCUACAAAUUGGACUUUUCAAAUAUAGAUGAAACUAUCAGCUAAAAAUGGAUUAUCGGAAGAAGUUGUUGCUGCAAAGCAACAGGACGGCCAUCUUACAGGACCUGGAGGUGGCCGACGUCAUCGACCAGCUGCUUACUAGUGGCACAAUCACGGUGGACGAUAUGGAACUAAUGGAAACUUUGCCAAGCCGCAUAGAAAAAACAAAACAUUUAUUGGAUCUCAUAGAGAACAGCACUGACAAUGCUUUUCAGGCGUUUUUGGACUGUUUGAAGAAGGACUACGAAUGGCUAUGGACCCUACUGUCAGGGGACACCAAUACCGACGUCCUAAACACCAGUAUCGAAGAUAACCUUAGUAAGGGAGAUGUGCCGAGAUUACCGCAGUAUUAUGUGCGCAGACCUUUAGUGGAAAAAAACGUAUUACACGACUUAAAGAAACUGUCACGUCACAAAGCCUUAGUCCUACUUGGCACCAUAGGUUCGGGGAAGACAACCAUAGCCAUCAGUGUUAUCAGAAACAACCCAGAUUUAGUUAGCGACAGCUUCAACGGAAAAGUAUUCUGGCUGAAUUGUAGUAAUUGCAAAAAUGAUUACGAUAUUACAGCUUUGCAGAACAAAUUACAACGCAAAACAUCACUUCCUUCUUAUAGCCUUAAUUCGUCGAUAUCUAUACCCAGUAUUAGCUCAAUAGGCGAUACCUCCAUAUCCGGCUACGAAAGGUCCUGGGAAGAAUCGAGGGAUGUGCUCAAAGAAAUAUUCAGUAAUCCAGUACUGAGCGGGUCAUUGCUUGUUCUGGAUGAAGUGAACGAACGCGGGUGUGUUGACGCGUUCGAUAUUGGAUGUAAAAUUCUCAUCACUACAAGGGAAAAGAGUGUCUAUGGGAACCUUGAUGCUGAAGUUAUUAGUAUUGAUAACCAUCUAAACGACAAUGAAAUCCUCGCCCUUUUCGCCAGCUGCCUCAGGGUUCCCGUUACACAACUGCCAAGACAGGCUAAAAAGUUACAAGAGGCGUGCAAAGGGAAGAGUCCAUUCCAUUUGGCACUAAUUGGUGCCCAAUUAGCCGAAAAUAGAGAGAGUUUGACUGACACUGGAACGCCCUUAUGGAAGCACUAUAUAAAUAAUAUUGAGAAGAAAACUUUCUUUUCGAUUUUCAAUAAUGAGAAACCCCAAAAACCGGAGAAAGUAAUGAAGUUCUGUUUGAGCUCAUUGGAAAAUGAUACUUUUAAUCUGUUCAAAAUGUUGACAAUAUUACCCGAUAACACCAAAGUAUCGGCUAAAGUACUGAGCAAACUGUGGCACCGAAAUGAAAUAGAGGUGCAAUCUAUAUUGAGGAAACUGAAAAACAAAUCUUUAAUCAAUGAAUGUUAUGAUAAAGACCACAAGGUGUAUAAAUAUGAAACGCAUGAGAUUAUCCUGGAUUAUUUGAAAGGUUGUUCGACAGAUGAGGAAAAACACAAGUGGCAUAGUGACUUUUUGAAGAGUUACCAAUACAAUAACCCUAGUGAUACAACUGUGGAUAUAGUAGAUGAUGGGUAUAUAGCCUUCUUUAUUGGCUAUCACUUGGAAAACACACAUAAUGUCGAUGACAACUAUGCAUUGUUUAAUAGGUUGUUUUUAGAUUUGAGGUUCCUUGGCAAUAAAGUGAGACUGACUGGUCAGGCCGAUGUGAUAUAUGAUUUGCAGAAUUACGAAAACUAUAUUGUAGCACAUCCGUUGGACAAAGAUCUUCUCAUCUCCAUAGUGGCGUUUCUCAAAACAUAUGGUACAGAUCUCUACCGCUACCAAUGCACGGAUAUCAUUCAAAGCAUCCUUCAACACGAGACUAAAGGAGUGCUUUACAAGAAAGCAUAUGAUGUGGCUCAAGAAAACGUUAAUACUGAUGAAUUGUACUUUGAUUUUUCGGACCGAUGUUGUGUGCACACCCCAUCGUAUAAAAAGCAGGGUCACACAGUACUGUUUCGCAGAGGCUGUCACGAACACAACAUAGAAGAAAUAAUACCGUCCACGAUUGAUGUCAAAGAAACCAUCACAUCCUGUUGUUUUCAAUAUGAUUAUGUUCUAAUUGGUACGCAGAAGGGAAAUGUAAAGAUUUUCUACUUAAACUCAAAUAAAUUAAAAGGCGAAAUAGCAGCCGCUCGGUGUCCAAUAAAAUGGAUCGGCGCCUGUCCCAUUAAGCCUUCUAAAGUGGCCGUUCUGUCGUCCGAUGGUGAUAUACAGCUGUGGACUAUCAAAGAAGAGGACACCUGUACUAUUGAAGAAGAAUCUGAAGAACACCAGUCAUACACACCAUCUCUUAACAGUAGCAUACAAAUCAACCCAUCUAUCCGGCCUUGCGUCCACGCUCGCUGGGCUGAAACUGACAAUAUAAUACUCACCCAAACAAAUAGAACUAUAGCUCUAAAUAAUACUGACGGACAGCUAAUACAACUUAUAGAUGUAGAUAGAAACGAUGGUGUGAUCUGCUGUAGUAUCUUCAGUGAUAAGUUUAUUGUGGCUGCGGUGAAUAAUAAUGGUGCUCACAGUGUACUGCUUAUUGAUAACAUUACUCAGAAACAAGCGAUGUCGAUUGAUGAGACUGAUAGGAUUAUAAAUCUAAUUGUUGUACCUGGAACCAAUAAAAUUAUAACGCUCAAGGAUAAAGAAGUGACGCAACAUAAUUUAAAGAUUAACUACUCGAACUUUCAAAAUAGGUUCAUUUGUAAGAGCGAGAAAGUGAUAUCGAGCGAUGACAUAAAGGAAAAGCUGACGUUCUUGUCUAUGGCCGUCAAUAAGUCGGGCACGAUGCUUUUCGUGUCUACUUGCGAUCAACGAGUUAAAUGCAUUGAUUUGAACACCAAUAGGGCUUUUGAUAUUGAAAACAGGAGAGGCAACGUGAUUACAAUGGACGUCAGUGAGAUUCAAGCGGACGAUGACUUCCUACCGGGAGUGGACGUGUUGCUCACUGGAACAGGAGGCGUGGAGAACUCCGCCAAGGUCUGGUUCCUGGACGCCUCAUACGUGUCCUUGAAGAGGCAGCAGAUUGAAAACGUACGCCUAACGAAGCGAUUCGACGUCAGUUUCGCCAACACAUUAUCGCCUAUAACACCCACACUUACCUCCGAAUCCAUCAGCAAUUGUACCACCCCCCGGAGGAACCAGUCGUUCGCCGAACGAACUGAGCCUGUGAAGAAACCUGCCACCAAAGCACUGAGUCUAGACCGCUUUUCCUUGAAACUUAAUUUGAAAGGCGCUUGUAAUAAUAAUGAUGGGGUACAACAACCUUUGUUAGCUGUGGUGGACGAUACUAAUAAUAUACAGCUCAUGCGUGGCCGAAAACUUCUAACAAAGAUACCCACCAACGCCGACGACCAAGUAAACGUGGUGACAAUUUUCCCUUGCAACCAAUACAUCAUAUACGGCCUUCGUUCCGGCCACGUUAUAAAAUACACAGUUAGAACCAAAGAGAAAAGACUGAUAAUGGAUCUGGGAAGUCCUAUACAGUAUCUGAAUUUUGUUAAGUCAAAUCUAUUGAUAGUUGCGGGGGAGAAUAGGUGCAUCAUGGCGUAUGAGAUGUUGCACGACGGAGCGUGGGAGUCCAAGAUGAUGCAGAAGGGAAGUUGCCUUUUGGGAUCAACGGAGAUGUUGAACGAUUUACAAGGUGUUAAGAAGAAAAACGGGCACUCAGACAGUUUUUCAGACAGUGGCAGUACAUCGACACUAAGCGACAGUAGCACACUAGUCGAUUCCUUCUGGAUACCCGACGUAGGACUCAUCACGGUGGAGAUCAACGCAGUCGUCAAACUGUGGGACAAGACUUUGAAGUUGGAUAGCGUACUGAACGCCACACAUCCGAAGAAGGACGGCGUGCGAGCAACUUGUGCUGCUUGCAAGAAGAGUAUACUCGUCAUAUGCGAUGCUGCCACUUCGUCUUUCCAGGUGUUCCACAUGGUGAAAGAGGAUGGAAAACUGAAACUGACAUCGAAAGGUUACCAGCAAGCGAGCAGCGCUAUCUCCGCUUGUGAGCUCUGCGCAGACGGCAGCAAGCUGGCGCUCGGCACGGACUCGGGCGCUAUUGAAAUCUGGAACGUGUCUAAUCGCAACACCAGAGUAACUGUACUCCGCCACCACAAAUCUCGUGUGUCCAGCGUUGCGUUCUCUCCAGUACCCGAGCGUUCGUAUCGGAGCUCGGUGCUGCGGUCGCCGUCUAUCCCGCAUCCCCAGCCUCAAUUCCCGGCCAAUGAGGAGCCACCGUUAGUGUUGGUCUCCAUGGCCGCUGAGAUCGUGUGGUGGAACGUCAGCUUUAUACUCACCCAGCCUACUAAUAGAAACUCUAACGUGGUAUCUCCGCUGCUGUCACCGAUUGACAACAGAAGCGACACAGUAUCUGCUUCUUCGAACAACAACAAUAUCUCACAAAAUAUUUUCUUCGGCAAUGGAUGUCUCAAUACUUACGAUUGCUGGAAAUCUAUCUGGAAGCGAAAAAGAUGCAAAAAAGGUUCGAAACGCCAAGAGAUCUUGGCGUGCAUAAAACUUUCAGGUAUGAACGCCAAACGAUUAAUACAUAACGAAGAAUUCUCGUGUUUCGUGACUGUCGACAAUUCCGGCCACAUCCACAUCAUGAACGUGAUGCAACCGAACACGUAACACUGUGCCAUUUUUGGUGCUUCACCUUAUAAGGUUACUAUAAGAACACUGCCCGCCUUACUAGUUACAUUCUCAUACGUUGUUAUAGGCUAUUUAUAUAUAGAAACGUUGUAUACACUUCUCUAUGGAGCGAUAAGUAUUGAAUGAUAAAAUAAGGGCAAGAUUUUGUAAUGAAUAAUGUUUUCUUAAAACAUAUCGUUCUUAAAUUAAAAUCUUAUACAACGUUUCAAUAUGUUUGUCCUGUAGCCAUUUUUAUGCCAUGUAAUGUAAAAUUUAGUUAAUCUGUCUCAUAUGGAUUUGUAAAGUAAGAAAAUGUGAUUUGUGCAAUGCAUUUCUAGACUAUGGAAGUGCAUAUUGAAAAACUUGUGAUUUUGUUAUCUAGCUGUAAGAUCAAAUUUAUGAACAAAUAUACUUACUUAAUCGAUAAGAUGAAGUCAAUUUUUUUUAAAACAAAUUCUUGCUUUAAUUCGUACGCGUUUUUCUAUGCUAAUUGAAAGUUUGAAUUUGAAUUUUAUAUUGCUUAAUUAUUUAUGAACGCUGUUCCGCAGAUAACUCUAUCUGUUAUUUAUAUAAACAUAUCGAGCCCAUUUAUAACAAUACAUUUAAUAACGAGAGGACGAAAAAUGCACAAUUAUGUGUCACGGUAUGAUUAUUUGAGAAUAAUGAGAUUAUAAUUUUUGACUAAAUUAAGAUCAACUAAAACCCAGUCACAAAGGUCCCUAAGGCCACAAUUUUUAUAUUUUUCAUGACUUUAGCAUACAUUAAGCUCAAACACCGUUUUUUAAUGUUUAUGGUCGGUUUUAAUGUAUUAAGUAAAUAUUUUUGUCAACCAACAACGAAUUAUUUGCUCACGUUUAUAACGUAAAUAUUUAUAAGAUAAAAUUGCACAAUUUUUGUAGUUGUUAAAGAAGUAUAUAAAAUAAUCGUGAUAUUGCUGAAAUUUUUAGCAAUAAUCUGAAUAUCGAUCUGAGGUUCUUCAACCUACAUGACACUUAUACAUGUAACUCGGUAAAUCUCUCUACUAUGACCCUCUUAUCUUAAUUUGCCUCAAUUUAACUUUUUCAAAAAUACAACUAGUUUUAUGUUAGUUUUGUCAAAAAGACUGAGACUGUCUGUCUUGGCCCAAUCACGCUGAUAGUAUUUUGUUGCAGUAUUUUUGUGCCUAUUACUAUUACUACUCCUAGAAAUGAAUUAUGGUUGUACUACACCAGCAUUUAUUUUGUUGUAUGUAAUCAUUAAAUCUUUUUUAUUUUUUAACUGUACACCCUUUCAGAAAUAAAUUUUAGAAAAUAGUAGUUACACUGGUAAAAACGCCGUAAAUGAAUGAAACAUAUUGGAAUAAAAAUUCAUUUGUAGUAUUUUUUUAAUUUUUGUUUCAUAUUAUUUUCUUUAUAGCAUUUACAACACUGCCCUUUGCAUUCAAUUUUGUACUCUCUGUGCUCGAAACAGUAUUUUAUAUUAUGGUAUAUCUGGUGCUUUUUUAUUGUUUUCUUUUACGAUUCUAUUUAAGAACUUACAUUUUUAUUGCGAGAUUGUAUUUUUAUUUUCCACUAAGUAUUUUUAUGGAGAUUUACACUAAGACCAAAUACCCAAUAAUUUAAUGAAUAUGUGCUAAGUAUUACUGUUUUUUAAUACGUUUUGAUAUAAGACUUGGUUGUUUAACUUUCAUAUAAUGUAUACAGUAUUUCUCCUAUCGUACAACUGGGCACUGAAAUUAAGUGUACUUUUGUUUCAUUUUUAACUGUUUAUGUAUUUUUUGCUUCGCCAUUAAGUAUAGUCCAAUGGAUCUCUAUUAUUGAUAUGUAAUGAUAAAGGAUAUAAUGGUGCUAUAUAUAAUGAUAUGAUAUAAAUGUUUAUGAAAAAAAUGUAUUAGCAUAAAAUAGCGCACAUAGUUUUGCGCAAUCUCUUGAUUAUCAAUCUCUACUAAAAAAAAUUAAAUAUUACAUCGUUAUUUAUGCGCAAUUUAAUUUAACUCUCUUCAGACAGUCCAAGGUUACAGCCAAUCGCGAUAAAAUUUAAAUUCAAUAAUUUUGCCAGGCCCCAACAAAGUCCAAGCCACUGUUACCUAUUUUGUUUUUCCACAUUACUCCUAAAACCAUUUGAUAGGUUAUUUACAUUUCAAAAAGAGAAAUUAAUUUUAUAUGACAGCUCACUUUUAGGAAAUACUGAUAGCCCAGUGGGCAAUAUGAAGAAUUAAUAAUUUUGUAAGUAAAUGCUCAAGUUUUGCAUUUCCUUGUACAUAUUUUAGUACAUUUUACUCUGUAUUGAUGAGUUUAUACCACAAUAUUAAAAUAAUUAGAAUAAUGUUUUAUCUGUAAUUUUUAAUUGUUAAUUAUAUAAAACUGAAAACUAUUUUUAGAUCAUUUAAAUAAUUAAUAU
Messenger RNA from Amyelois transitella, 7195 nucleotides. RefSeq names its product apoptotic protease-activating factor 1 (gene Apaf-1). NCBI's taxonomy places the organism in Eukaryota, Metazoa, Arthropoda, Insecta, Lepidoptera, Pyralidae. The transcript has 21 exons. Gene Ontology annotation, biological process: regulation of apoptotic process. The record is from RefSeq and is a predicted model, not a curated record. Bases 239 to 4816 code for a protein of 1525 amino acids. Gene Ontology annotation, molecular function: ADP binding; protein binding.